CUUUUCGGAGGUAGGUAAGAAGUAUGGCAAAGAGCCGACGUUUAAAUGUGUGGGACCCACGGUUCACCUUUUAUUACCUGUGUACAUAAAAGGCUUAGACACGGGGCUGGCCUUCUAUAAGCGUCAAUAUUCAUUGGUAUAUGAAGUCGUCUAGAUUCGCCAUCACUUGCCUAACAAGCAACAAGCCACAAAAAGCAAUGCUGAAAUUCUUAGAAUGAUACGUGAAUGUGAAAACACAUUAUUUUAAUUAGCAUUUUUGAUUUGUUUGUUGCUUUUGUCUUUAUCAAAGUCAAAUAACUUUAACAAAAUAUUUUUUUACAAUCGUCUAUCAGAUUAUUACUACUGAAAGUGUUGCUUACUAAAUAUGUUACAACAGAAGAGAUCUUCAAGUCAAAGUGCAUUUUAUUACGACGGCUAAUAUAAACAGGUUAGGAAAAAUUGAAAAAGUACACACAAAGAGAGUCGGGAAAUUUAAUAUAGUUUACCAUGGCGGAUGCAUCUGUAAAGAAUGAGCAACCAACUGAUGAAACAGAUGGCAUUAAUGAGCCAAUGGAUGAGAUCCCAUUAGAAGGUCGUCAAGAUAUGGAAAAUAAUAGAAAACAGGAAAAUUAUGAAUCUAAUAAAGUGAAAAUUGAGCCAUUAGUAGGUGUUACAUUAGACAUUAUCAAAGAACAAUGUAAAAACAGUGAAUCACAAGAUCACAAAAACGAUAAUGAACCAAUGGAAGAAUCUGUAAGUAAUCAAGAUUUGAAUGGUAUCUUUCCAUUCUCAAAUAAUGAAAGUCAAAAAGUUAUAAUGGACUUAAGCAAGCCUAUGGAACAAACUGCUUCUACAUCUGUAGUUUCUGGUGAAAAUAAUAUGUUUGGAGAGAGUGUAACAAGUUGCUCUAAAGAUAAAAAUGUUAAUAAUAAAGAUGUACCAAACGUUUCUGAUAAUGGAUCAAAUGAAGAUUCUAGCAAGAGGCAGAAGUUAAAUGAUGAUCUUCCUAACACUUCUUCUGAAAGUAAUGAAUGUGAAAGUGUUAGUGAUUUCCGUAAGCUAAUGUCCAAAUAUAAAAAUAGAAAUUAUCGCAAUCAAAGUAGUUCUUGUGAUAAUAAUAUUGAAGAGACUAGUGAACCACCUCCAGCAGAUCACGAAUCAUCAAAUUCAAUACCUAGUAUUGGAUCUCCAGUCAAUACUAGGGAAGGACUGGCUGACAGUUCAGAUGAGAGAAGUGAAACUGCAGAAGAACUCUGUGAUUCCAAUGAUACAUCAAUUAGUGAUGAUGAGAUGCCAGCUGUCUUACAAAAAGAACCAUCAAAAACUAACUGGAACUUAUUAAAGGAUGUAGUAAAUAGGCAAAUUGGACUCAAUAAUAAUAUUCCACAGCGUUUUUAUGGCUCACUUCAUGUAGUUCAACGUUUAGAACUUAUGUAUAAGCUUGAAGAACACGUUGGCUGUGUAAAUGCUUUAGGUUUUAAUCAGCAGGGAAAUCUUCUUGCAAGUGCCUCAGAUGAUUUAUUAGUAACAAUUUGGGAUUGGGCUAUUGGAAAGAAACGAGUAGUUCUGCCAAGUGGUCAUCGUAGCAAUGUUUUCCAAUCAAAAUGGUUACCUCUUGACGAAUGUUUUGUAAUAUCUUGUGGUCGAGAUGGACAAGUGCGCUUAAUCGACAUUCGUAAAGGUGUCACGCGGAAAUUAGCUCACCACCGAGCUGCCUGUCAUAAAAUCAGUAAUCAUCUAGACCUACCUCACGUCGUGCUCUCUGCUGGUGAAGAUUCUAAAGUUUUAUGCAUUGAUGUCAGAGAAAACAAACCAUCCAAAUUACUGUCUGUUAAAGACAACGACCAAGAAGUAGAACUUUACAGUAUCCAUUCAAAUCCCUUAAAUAAUUUUGAAUUUUGCGUAGCUGGACGAACUCGGACCGUUAAAAUUUACGAUCGACGAAAGCCUACAGCUCCUCUGUAUGAUUUAUGCCCCAAACACCUGAUAUCUGAUGAACUGGCUCAUGUCACAUGUGCAGUUUACAAUCACAAUGGGACCGAAGUCAUAGCUUCAUAUAAUAGUGAAGAUAUUUAUUUAUUUGAUUCUACAUCAUCAUAUCAAAAAGGAGAUUUUGCUCAUAAGUAUCAAGGACAUCGUAAUAGUGCAACUGUGAAAGGCGUUAAUUUCUUCGGGCCGAAUAGUGAAUAUGUAUUAUCUGGAUCAGACUGUGGAAAUAUAUUUAUUUGGGAUAAAAAGACAGAAGCGAUCGUCCAAUGGAUGGCUGGAGAUGAACAGGGAAUCGUUAACGCUCUGGAACCUCAUCCUCAUAUCCCGGUUCUAGCGACAAGCGGGCUUGACUACGACGUCAAAAUUUGGAUACCAUCCCGAGAAAAAACACCUGACAUAAAAUCGCAAUUACAAUCCUGCGUCAAAAAGAAUUUAGCUACUAGAGCCAAAAAUAUUGGAGAGGCGGAAAGUGCAUUUGCUGGACAUGUUCUGUGGAUUGUAUUGCGACAUGCACGUCAGGCCGGAAUUCGAAGACGCAUUGAUAGGAUGAGAAGGCCUGAUCGGAAUCGAAACGUUUCAGACAGUGAUAGUGAUGUAAUUGUUGUUGGUGAUGAUGAUGAUGAAGACGAUAAUAAUGAUAAUUACGGUGACAACCAUGAUGAUAGUUCUUCCUCUUCGCUAGAUCUUUCUAGUGAUAGUGAUGAUAGUUCUGACAAUUGAAAA
Phymastichus coffea is the source of this 2691-nucleotide messenger RNA. Its product is annotated as DDB1- and CUL4-associated factor 8-like. The transcript is spliced from 12 exons. NCBI's taxonomy places the organism in Eukaryota, Metazoa, Arthropoda, Insecta, Hymenoptera, Eulophidae. The coding region runs from base 487 to 2688 and encodes 733 amino acids. Gene Ontology annotation, molecular function: protein binding. The record is from RefSeq and is a predicted model, not a curated record. Gene Ontology annotation, cellular component: cytoplasm; Cul4-RING E3 ubiquitin ligase complex.